AUGUCUGUCUGGUUUUCUUACAGCUUCAAGACUGGUCAGAUCAACGGAGAUCUGCUGAUAUACCACGUACUGCUAACUCUGAAGCCAUACUACGCAAAGCCAUACGAAAUCGUAGUGGACCUCACGCACGCUGGCCCCAGUAAUCGCUUUAAAACAGACUUUCUCUCUAAAUGGUUUGUAGUUUUUCCAGGCUUUGCUUAUGAAAAUGUCUCAGCAGUUUUUAUUUAUAACUGUAACUCUUGGGUCAGAGAAUACACCAAAUACCAUGAAAGGCUCUUGACAGGUUUGAAAGGAAGCAAAAGGCUUAUUUUCAUAGACUCUCCCGGGAAACUGGCAGAGCACAUUGAACAUGACCAGCAGAAACUCCCAGCAGCUACCUUGGCUUUGGAGGAGGACUUGAAAGUAUUUCACAAUGCACUCAAACUGGCUCAUAAAGACACCAAAGUUUCUAUUAAAGUGGGGUCGACAGCUGUGCAGGUGACAUCAGCCGAACGCACAAGAGUCCUGGGACAAACGGUGUUUCUGAACGAUAUAUACUAUGCCUCGGAAAUAGAGGAGAUAUGUCUCGUUGAUGAGAACCAGUUCACGCUAACCAUUGCCAACCAAGGCACACCGCUCACCUUCAUGCAUCAGGAGUGUGAAGCCAUCGUUAGGUCCAUCAUUCAUAUACGGACACGGUGGGAGCUGUCACAACCAGACUCCAUCCCACAGCAUACUAAAAUUCGUCCUAAGGAUGUCCCUGGAACACUACUGAACAUAGCGCUGCUCAACCUGGGAAGCUCAGACCCCAGUUUGCGGUCUGCUGCCUAUAAUCUUCUAUGUGCCUUAACCUGUACCUUUAAUUUAAAGAUUGAGGGCCAGUUACUGGAAACUUCAGGUCUGUGUAUUCCUGCCAACAACACACUAUUUAUUGUAUCUAUUAGUAAGACUCUUGCAGCUAACGAACCACACCUUACCUUAGAGUUCUUGGAAGAGUGUAUUUCUGGAUUUAGCAAAUCUAGUAUUGAACUGAAACAUCUUUGUCUGGAGUACAUGACUCCCUGGCUGUCCAAUCUGGUCCGAUUCUGUAAACACAAUGAUGAUGCUAAGCGCCAGCGAGUCACUGCUAUUCUCGAUAAGCUUAUAACGAUGACGAUAAAUGAAAAACAGAUGUAUCCUUCCAUUCAAGCUAAGAUAUGGGGAAGUCUUGGACAGAUAACAGAUCUCCUUGAUGUCGUGCUGGACAGUUUCAUCAAAACUAGUGCCACAGGGGGCUUGGGAUCCAUAAAAGCCGAGGUGAUGGCAGACACCGCUGUAGCGCUUGCUUCUGGAAAUGUUAAACUGGUUUCAAGCAAAGUGAUUGGAAGGAUGUGCAAAAUAAUCGACAAGACGUGUCUGUCUCCAACUCCUACACUGGAACAGCACCUGAUGUGGGACGAUAUUGCUAUUCUAGCACGUUACAUGCUGAUGCUCUCCUUUAACAAUUCUCUGGAUGUGGCAGCACAUCUCCCCUACCUCUUUCAUGUCGUUACUCUGUUGGUGGCCACUGGUCCCCUUUCUCUCCGAGCUUCCACUCAUGGUCUCGUCAUCAACAUCAUUCAUUCUCUUUGCACUUGUUCACAGCUUCACUUUAGUGAGGAGACCAAGCAAGUUUUAAGGCUGAGCUUGACCGAGUUCUCUCUGCCUAAAUUUUAUUUGCUGUUUGGAAUCAGCAAAGUGAAAUCAGCUGCAGUCAUAGCGUUCCGAUCCAGCUAUCGAGACAGGUCGUUUUCUCCUGGUUCCUAUGAAAGGGAGACUUUUGCACUGACUUCAUUGGAAACUGUUACUGAAGCUCUGUUGGAGAUCAUGGAGGCUUGUAUGAGGGAUAUUCCAACGUGCAAGUGGCUGGACCAGUGGACUGAACUAGCUCAAAAGUUUGCAUUCCAGUAUAACCCAUCCCUGCAGCCAAGAGCACUUGUUGUCUUUGGCUGUAUCAGUAAACGUGUCUCUCAUGGACAAAUAAAACAAAUAAUCCGAAUUCUUAGCAAGGGACUUGAGAGCUGUUUGAAAGGCCCGGACAAUUACAAUAGCCAAGUUCUAAUAGAAGCUACAGUUAUAGCACUCACCAAGCUGCAGCCUCUUCUUAAUAAGGACUCUCCUAUGCACAAGGCCCUCUUUUGGGUAGCCAUGGCAGUACUGCAGCUGGAUGAAGUGAACCUGUACUCGGCAGGUACAGCACUGCUUGAGCAGAACCUGCAUACCCUGGACAGCCUCCGGGUAUUCAAUGACAAGAGCCCAGAAGAGGUGUUUAUGGAGAUCAGGAGGCCACUCGAAUGGCACUGCAAGCAGAUGGAUCAUUUUGUUGGGCUAAAUUUCAACUCCAACUUUAACUUUGCAUUAGUGGGACACCUCCUGAAAGGGUACAGGCACCCUUCUCCUACCACUGUAGCAAGAACAGUGAGGAUUUUACAUACACUACUAGCUCUGGUUAACAAACACAGGAACUGUGACAAGUUUGAGGUGAACACCCAGAGCGUGGCUUACCUUGCAGCUUUGCUGACAGUAUCUGAGGAAGUUCGAAGCCGCUGCAGCCUAAAACAUAGGAAGUCUCUCUUGUUGACAGAUGUCUCAAUGGAAAAUGUUCCUAUGGAUACAUAUCCCAUACAUCACAGUGACACUAGCUAUAGGACACUAAAGGAAAAUCAACCAUGGUCAUCACCAAAGGGGUCAGACAGACAUCUGGCUGCCAGUUACCCGACAGUGGGACAGAUAAGCCCUCGAACAAGAAAAUCCAUGAGUUUGGAUAUGGGGCAGCCUUCACAAGCAAACACUAAAAAGCUUCUAGGUACAAGGAAAAGUUUUGACCAUUUGAUAUCGGACACAAAGGCUCCUAAAAGGCAAGACAUGGAAUCUGGAAUCACAACGCCUCCCAAAAUGAGGAGAGUAGCCGAAAAUGAUUAUGAAAUGGAAACUCAGAGAAUAUCACCGCAGCAACACCCACAUCUUCGAAAAGUUUCUGUUUCUGAGUCAAAUGUCCUCCUAGAUGAAGAAGUUCUGACUGACCCAAAAAUUCAAGCACUGCUGCUUACAGUUCUUGCGACGUUAGUGAAGUACACUACGGAUGAGUUUGACCAGCGGAUUCUGUAUGAGUAUUUAGCAGAAGCCAGCGUUGUCUUCCCAAAGGUCUUUCCUGUUGUGCAUAAUUUAUUGGAUUCCAAGAUCAAUACCCUUUUAUCGCUGUGCCAGGACCCAAAUUUGUUGAAUCCAAUUCAUGGGAUUGUUCAGAGUGUUGUCUACCAUGAAGAGUCUCCACCCCAGUACCAAACUUCUUACCUACAGAGUUUUGGAUUCAAUGGGUUGUGGAGGUUUGCUGGCCCGUUUUCCAAGCAAACACAAAUCCCAGACUAUGCUGAGCUCAUCGUGAAGUUCCUUGAUGCCUUGAUUGACACGUAUUUGCCUGGAAUUGAUGAGGAAACCAGUGAAGAGUCUCUCCUGACGCCCACAUCUCCGUAUCCUCCCGCAGUGCAGAGCCAGCUGAGCAUUACUGCUAACCUUAACCUUUCCAAUUCCAUGACCUCGCUUGCAACUUCCCAGCACUCCCCAGGUCAGUAG
Messenger RNA from Eurypyga helias (sunbittern), 3570 nucleotides. RefSeq names its product neurofibromin. Bases 1 to 3570 code for a protein of 1189 amino acids. The transcript has 21 exons. The record is from RefSeq and is a predicted model, not a curated record. Lineage: Eukaryota; Metazoa; Chordata; Aves; Eurypygiformes; Eurypygidae.